AUGAUCGGUAGAUUUCACCUUAUUAUGACGCUUGCAGGACUGCUGCAGGUCUUGUUCGCGGCUGCGGGAUCGGCGCCGGUUCUCGUGCUCAACGAUGUCCCGUCCGACCGGCGUCUCCAUUGGAUGAAGGUCGCCCACGAAGCCAUAUAUGUCGUCCCGAAUGCACACCCUUGUCCGGCGCACCCGUUUGGGACUGCCAUUGUGAAUACUACGUCAGAUCAACUGGUAUGUAUCGCUGCAAAUCAAAUCGACGCCACUGGUGACCCAACGCUGCACGGUGAGAUAGCCGGCAUUCGGAACUGCACGAACGUGCUUGCCGCUCGUGGGUUGUCACCUGCCGAAAUAUCUGCUGCCUGGCGAGACUUUUCAUUGUAUACGAACGGGGAGCCUUGCGCCAUGUGUGGUUCUGCCAUUCGCCAGGGGGUUGAGCUCAAAAUGUCCAGUUGGAUGGGUGGCAGGAGUGUUGGUGGAUGGGUCAACCAUAUGGGAGAAGUCCAACUCGCUACCUCAUGGCACAAGCAGGACUGGAAGUACGGCACUGCUAAACAUCACUUGAUGCAAGAAUCUGAUGACGAUCCGUUUAAUGAGGGCCGUGCCAACGGCCAGCGGGCCAGCGGGAUGGCCCCGUCACGUACAGUAGAACCAAACAUGUUCCGCGUUCUAACCACGCCCUCGUCAUUUCGCUUCAUUCCUCUCGUAUCAACAUUCCCAAUCAGCACUGCGUUUAUCAUGGCACUCCACGAUGUGCUUACCCCCGGGGAGCAUGAAGCCUUGGGGUUCAAGAAAGCGGGCAAUUGGGAUGCAAGUGACCCCAGAUACAACCAGUACGCCCCAGGCUCGCCGUCCAACCCACUCUCUGAGACUACCAAAUUGCCUGUCGAAGCCAUCCAGCACGCCUCCUCGGACAUCGACUCUCUCUUCGAUGACGACGGUGUCGACGUCGAUUCCGAGCUGGGCGACUUCACGGCGACACUGGAGACCGUUUGGCCUCGCAAGCGUCAGGAGGGUUCCACUCCGACUUCCGAGCCACCUCGCAACCCUUCUUCGGCGAGCGGAGGAGGAGACCACAGUGAUGAAGACAACACCCAGCCACUGUCCAAGAAACGCAAGAUCCACACUCCCAAGCCUACCGUCGCGAGUCCCGAUGGCCCUCCUCAAAACGCGCCUGAUGAGGUUUGGGAGCGCGACCAGUACGCCGGUCUGGAACCCGAGGACCUUAUUACCCUACUUGUUCAGCGUGACAGGCAGCUGUACGACAGUGACGAGAAGGUUAUCGCCCUCAGGGAGAAGCUUGCCGCGGCGCGCAAACUCACCCUCGCGAUUUGCGACGAGACCACGUUUUAA
This is a messenger RNA of Apiotrichum porosum, 1344 nucleotides long. RefSeq lists its product as uncharacterized. Gene Ontology annotation, molecular function: zinc ion binding; hydrolase activity. NCBI's taxonomy places the organism in Eukaryota, Fungi, Basidiomycota, Tremellomycetes, Trichosporonales, Trichosporonaceae. The record is from RefSeq and is a predicted model, not a curated record. The coding region runs from base 1 to 1344 and encodes 447 amino acids. The transcript is spliced from 6 exons.